AUGGCGGACAAGGUUCAGAUAGCUCAGCAUGAGCAGCCCAUUGAGAAGCGUGGCAAGCGCAAGUCGUGCAUGCGACACUGCGCCAAGUUCUGGUGGAUUUACCUCCUGGCCUUCAUCGCCAUUGUCGUCCUCGUCGUCUGCUUGAUCAUCUUCGUGGCUAUUCCCAAGAUCGCCCAGAACAAGUUGGACCACGCCGAGCUCACUGUUGAUGGCAUCAUUGUCACCAAGACCGAGGAGGACAAGUUCAACAUGGCCAUCAACUCGACCAUCCGCUCCAAGGCCGGUGUCAAGGCCAAGAUCGCCCCCUUCGCCGCCGUCAUGUACCUCGAGGACAUUGAGUCGCACAUCCCCUUUGUCCACCUCGACUUCCCCGAGACCGAGUCUGUCAAGAUCCAGACCGUCAACACCACCCAGGAGGUCACGAUUCCUGACAUGGAUGCCUUCACCACCUUCAACACCUGGCUGCUCGGCAACGAGACCCUCCGCGUCACCGUUGAGGGCAAGACCCACGUCAAGGUCAACGGCAUCUCCAGGAAGUACGGCGUCACCUUCAAGAAGACCAUGGAGCUCACCGGCCUGAACCACUUCAAGGGUCUUACCGUCACCUCGAACCGCGUCAACAUUACCCACGACGACAACGGCGACAACUUCUUCGGCUGGGUUGAUAUUCCUAACCCCUCCGUCUUCACCAUUGAGAUUGGCAACGCCUCCUUCCACACCUACUACAACUCGUCCAACAUUGGUACCGCCUUCCUUGACGACCUCUACCUCUACCCCGGUAUCAACAACGUCAGCAUGCGCGCCAACAUCAGCACGGCCCCCGUCGUCCGCGCCAUGAGCUCCGAGCCCGCGUGCGACACUGGUAUCGUCGACUUCCAGCUGGGUGGCCGUGACGUUUUCAACAACGGCGAGGACCUUGCCUACUUUGGCAACGCUCUCAGUGUCUCCAACCUCACUGUCCCCAUUGAGUUGGCGACGGCCUUUGAGAGGGACGUUGGUCUCACCUUUGAGUGCUAA
Messenger RNA from Verticillium dahliae VdLs.17, 1017 nucleotides. RefSeq lists its product as uncharacterized. NCBI's taxonomy places the organism in Eukaryota, Fungi, Ascomycota, Sordariomycetes, Glomerellales, Plectosphaerellaceae. Gene Ontology annotation, cellular component: fungal-type vacuole membrane. The record is from RefSeq and is a predicted model, not a curated record. The coding region runs from base 1 to 1017 and encodes 338 amino acids. The transcript has 4 exons.